AUUUUUUUAUGAAUGCAUAAAAUCCGUAGUCUAGUUAUAAUGCAUCAUAUAUCGAAGCUAUAUGAAAUAACGAUGCUUAAUCGAUGAUAGAAAUUUCUGUCGACAUUCUUUUAAAUUAAUAUCAUAAAUUCAUAAUCGUGCGAACAUCUUGCAAGAUAUUCCGUGGAUUCGACAUUUACAAAUACAUGGGUUUCAAUAAAUCAAGGACCGCUUCUCUUGAAGAUGGCUUAUCGUUUUCGUAGGAACGCGAGGGAACCAGUUUGGAAGGCGUGAAUGAAAGACCUGGACCACGUAGUCCGGAUGAUGAGAUUAACUUCGCUGCAGAAAUGAAAACCAAAGUAGAAGCUGUAGAAGUGUUUAUAAAUCCUCUUAAACAGCAUCCUUAAUCUUGACUCUUAUUAUUAGAUAAAAAUCUUAAACACUAUGCAAGUAUCCUAGGAUCAGGGUUGCAGAUUAACAGUUAAAUCCUUUCUAAAUCUCAUUGUCAGUCUAUAAUCGGAAUAUUCUUCAAUUAAGAAUAAAAAUUCAAUCGUUAAUCCAAUUUUCUUCCAAUUAAGCUAAUUAAGUAAUUUUAAUUAGUUAAAUCCGAAUCACAUUUACCAAUUGGUGUUCAAUUCAAUUAAAUCAAUCAAUUUGAUUUAUCUGCAGUCCUGCCUAGAACAAAUAAAGGACCGAAGAUUAGGACGAAAAGUUGUCGUUUGACACUGCAGUUUUAUACAUCCUAGACAAAAAGGCUGGAAGUAUCCUAGAAGUAAUAAAAACCCAUGGGACAGGUAGGAAAAGGUCUCGGUUAGAAAGAGACGAUGAUCCUGAAGUAGUGAUGGAGACUCUAGUCUCACACGCUUGGGCACACGUAUAAUGCUCCGUUAGGCGCAUGCGCGGUCCCGCGAUGCGGUUCCCAUCUCCAGCGAGCGCCGCUAAAGCGACCAAAUAAUCUGGAUGGGCCAUACGAGGUGCGUGACGUGUGGAGAUGGGGGAAGGAGGGCCUUGCGAGGGUGGGAGUGCGACCGAGGUAUCUGGUGGGGGUAAGGCUCGGGGCCCGGCCUCGCCUCGCGGACGGGCAACGGAGUCUCUCAGUCGUUCAACAGAGGUCGAUUGUUCAUGUGCGUUCGCUCAAUCCGCGGCCUCUGUCCAGGAUAACUGUAAAUCCGUGACAAAGAGAGAUAAUCGAGAAGAAGCAAGAUACAGGCGUUGGACUGACCGGGGCAAAGAGGCUCUGAUCUAUCGUGGUUCGUUGACAGUGAUCGUUCCAACAGUGAAAAGGAAACUCGAUUUGUUUACCUUUCUUGUGGAUCAUCUCGCGGACACUCGGUUUCGUUCGAGAGUGAUAUUGUCCCUGGAACUGGAUACCAUUUUGGCGGGCAGAGACACGAUCUUACCUGUGAUUAUUAUUCGAUCGGUGCGGUUGAUGGUUCGGAGGAACGCAACCGGCGGUGGGAAUGGUGGCGUGAAACUAUAGGGGUGAAGUGUGUCAGACGUUAACGCACGUCCCUCAAGAUGCCGAAGAUCUUUCUGAUCAAGAACCGGCUGCACCAGCAGCAACUCAGGCUGCUGGAGGCCCAGCAUCUCGGGAAGAGCCCGCCGUCACCCUGUACCGGCAGCAACAGUCCUCUUGGUAGCUCCGAACCCCUCAGUCUCAUUGUCAAUAAACAUCAAUAUCGGGACAAACCAGAUGACGAUCGAGCAACAACGCCGGAAUCCGUCCGCAGCACUAGUCCAGCGCCUUCGCCACCCCCGCAGUGGCAAUCGGCGAACAUACCUAGUGGCUCGCUACCACGACGGUUCAUCUCGAGCAUCCUCGGCGGCGACGUUCCAUACGGAAGUAGAGGGCAUGUCCUGACCAGGGCAGAACGCAAGGAGUAUAGUAAUCCGCCGAUCGCGCCUUCCUCAAACGACGCUCAGUUCCUUACGAAAACAGAGAAGCUGGUGCUACCGAGACCCAGUACACCUCCAAAAACGCCGCGGGCCGAACCACCGACCAGGGUUUCGGUUAUCCAAAGGGUUCCCAGCCAAUCGUCCUCCAGGAGGGAGGAUAAGAUCGAGGUGCCACAGACUCAGGAACCGGAACAGGAACAACCGAUCGAUUACGCGGUGCCGAAGAGAAAGGAAGAGGACGAGGAGCGAGGCCGCGAAGGCGCGAAAGUAUCGCGAGCAAUCGGAAACUCGAUCGCCAGGCCUCUGUUGGCCAUGAGACUGUCCGGUCCGCAAGUGGUCCACGCGGCCGCCGGACACGGGAGAUCCUCCAGUUCCGGAAACAACGGCGGCUCGGGCUCUGGUUCUAGCGGCGGGUCCAGCGGCUCGGCAGGCUCCUCGUCGUCGGGCUCCGGCGGAAGCGGCAGCUACUGCGGAGGCGGUCCGGUCACGGGAGGAAGCGGCGGCGGCGGUGCUGUGGGCGGAGGUGCCGGAGGUGGCAUGAAUCCUGGAGGAAACGGAGGCCGUGGAAACUAUGGCCCGAGCUCGCCGCCCACCGGCUCCCUACCGCCCUUCUACGAGUCGCUCAAGGGCGGGAACAACCUAGCCAACUUUGCCAAUCAGUACAACAGCACUCAAGGAAACGGGUACCUGGCACCGUCGCCGACGGUUGGAAUGGAGUGCGACACUGGCCAGCAGGAUGUAAAUUCACAGCAUUCCCAGUACAACGCCCAAGAGGGCAAGCAGUAUUCUCUACUGCAAAACGUUUGCGCGUCCUACGGUUUAAAUCUGAAAGAGGAGGAAGAUCUAACACAGUACAAGAUCCAGGCGAACGACCUGCUGUCCGGGCAGUACGGCGCAUACGACAUGACGGACACAGGGAUGAUGGUGGACAUGGUGACGGGCGCCGUAGUGGAUCCCCUUCAGUUCACCGCCACGCUGACUUUCAGCUCGCCUUCGGAUCACAAUGCUCUGCUGGAGAGCUUAAGCGACGCCGCGGAUCUGUUCUUGCCGAGGCUACCAGCGGAAGACGGCGGUAACGAUCUCCUGGAGGAAUCGUUGCACUCGCCAGCUUCGGCUGGGAGUGGUAUCGGGCAGGACGGCGGCCAAAUGACUACUCCCGUCGAACCGAGCGUUGAUCCCUUUCCCGAGCACAGCAUGGCCUUGACCAGAGGAUUCGAUACGUCGAGGCACUACACGGCAGCUCCUCAACAUUUCAGCACCUCGAAACUAGGACUGAAUUAUGCCACCGGCGAGACGACCUAUCAGUCGGUCUCCAAGGAGCGCCAGGAUAUGGCACUCCAUAUUAACCAGAACCACCAACACCAGUCUGAGCCGCAGCUGCAGCAGUUGCAGAUACAGGUGCAAAUGCAGCAGCAGCAGCAGCAGCAGCAACAGCAACAGAAUACGGCCACUUCGCCACACCAGCAGCAUCAAGGACUCCUCAGUCCCGGAUUAAGUUUCACCGGUAGUGGUUUGGAACUAGAUUCAGGUAGCAGCGUGGGCGGAAGUCUGCCAAGCCCGGGUGCAGCGAGCUGCUCGUUGGACGCGGCGUCGACCAGCACGUCACCGUCCUGUGCCCUAAUGGAACACGCGCCCAGUCCUGCUGCCACGGUCACCUCGGGUUCGGUGAACGGUGUCCAGCCGACAGGUCCGGUCGGUGAACCUCCGCUGACGCAACGGGUCGGUGUACUUCAGCAAAGGUUGGGAUUACCCGGUGACUGCCAACUAGAAUUUGUGAACGGCGGUCACGGAAUUAAAAAUCCCUUGGCGAUCGAGGGUCAGAGACAGGCAGCGGCCAAUAGGGAGGAAGAGAGGGCUGCCCGACCUCCACCCGGCAAGGACGAUGAUCCGAACCGUUUCACUUGCCGCGUGUGCAGUAAGAACUUCAGCCUGCAGCGGUUGUUGAACCGUCACAUGAAAUGUCACAGCGACGUGAAACGUUAUCUCUGCACGUUCUGCGGCAAGGGUUUCAACGACACGUUUGACCUGAAGAGGCACACCAGGACGCACACAGGCGUCCGGCCAUACAAAUGUAAUCUGUGUGAGAAGAGUUUCACGCAGAGGUGCUCGUUGGAAAGUCACUGCCUCAAGGUGCACGGUGUUCAGCACCAAUACGCGUACAAGGAGCGGCGCACAAAGGUAUACGUAUGCGAAGAAUGUGGUCACACGACGCAGGAGCCGGAAGUUCAUUACCUUCAUCUGAAAGACAAGCAUCCGUACAGCCCGGCCUUGUUAAAGUUCUACGAUAAGCGACACUUCAAGUUCACCAACAGCAAUUUCGCCAACAUGUUGCUCCAGGGUGGCCUGUUGCAACGGGACUCGCGGAAUACGGACAGCUGCGUAAAGACGGCCUCGAAGUGCCUUGAAGCGCCUCUCCAACGCGCCACGACAUUGUUGCAUCUGGGUCGGGCUUCCAGCUUUUGACGGUGAACACGGGAAAAGGAGACCGACGGGAACGGGGGCGAAGGCAGAAUAACGGACGCUCCGAUUUGUUAGCCACUCGACAACGGAGCAGCGAACGGAUCCCGGAAGUAAACGUCGCGCGAAAAGUACCUGCAGGUGGCUCCUAUUUUUUGUUUUUAGCGGUGGCACACGACAACGGCGUUGAGGGCCGAUGACGAUCGGGGAACUAAUGAUCCUGCGAAUUCCUGCGAUAUCCCAGAGAAGGCUGUUACUAAAAAUGUGGAACGCGGGAGGGUACCACGUUUUUAAUAACACCCUACGUGCUCGUAUACACAGUAUUCGUCUCAUGUUUGGGCACGCGAUCUUUUACGCGUUUCUUCUCUUUUUGUAUACGUACUUAUAUAAUAUCAUGUAUAUUUGUAGAAUAUUGCUAUGUAUAGAUUAUGUAUGAGAAUCAGGAGUGCGUUUUACACCCGAAAACUCGGAUCGAACGUUUCAGGUAUGACCACCACUUCUCGUCGACAGGAGUCACUGACGCGAGAUGGGACAGUGCGGUUUUUAUAUUUCGAACGAGCUCUUUUAUUCAUGCGAUGCACGGCUAGUUACGUUGCUUUCCGACUUAGAGGGUGAGAAAUUUCGUAGAAAUAUCUGACGCACACGCAUCGUGUUUCAGAUAAUUCACGGAAUUUCGCUACGAGACAACGAUAGGUCCAGCGGUAUAGACGUUAUCGUGUCUCGAAGUAUAGUAAUCGUUCUUAUUUCCGAUCGUUGCGUUCCUCGUUUUGACUGACGCGUUCGAGGACAAACGCUGCGAGAUAAUCUUCUUUUACUUUUUAUUAAUAGAUGCAAUAUCGAGCGGUACGCACCUUGGGAAAUCUGUGAUAUAAUAAGACACGAUUCUAUGUACUUACUCACUCCUCCACGCACACGAUUUCGCUUCUUGCACCUUGGUUCUUUCGCGGGGUAUGCACAAACCGACGGAGUGAGAUUACACGACAUACACAUUCACACAUACCCUUCCACACGGCGUAUCAGGCUUCAAAUUUGAUUCUUCUAUCAGGGGUAAAGAAACUAGAGCCGUGCGUUCACACUCAAACACAAUGGGGUUUCGUGCAAUUCUACGGUGGUAGGACAAUACGUUAAUUCGGGACGGUGCACGCGACUACACGUAACAGAUCGCGUGCGAAUCAAUUUUCAGUGAUGACUCCAACGUAGUCGGAGUCGACGAUUUCGCGAGCAUGCUGAAUCCCCGUUUAAUGCAACGUCUCGGAAUGUACAUUUAGGUGCACGUUAUUUUAAACGAUUAAGCCUCUGAUGAAAUCGCGAACAGUGUAAAUAGUAUUCUUCUAGACACUUUGAUAGAGAUUUCUGUACGACCUUCUAGUAUAUAGCAAUAUGAAUGUUUGGUAAAUUUUGUACAUAGUAAACGUUAGUCGGGUUGCACGAGACGACACAGAGUCUUAAUACUAGAUUAUAUU
Molecule: messenger RNA, 5795 nt
Organism: Ceratina calcarata
Lineage: Eukaryota; Metazoa; Arthropoda; Insecta; Hymenoptera; Apidae
Product: transcriptional regulator ovo
Exons: 10
Coding region: 1498-4338 (946 amino acids)
Biological process (GO): regulation of transcription by RNA polymerase II; epidermal cell differentiation
Cellular component (GO): nucleus
Molecular function (GO): RNA polymerase II cis-regulatory region sequence-specific DNA binding; DNA-binding transcription factor activity, RNA polymerase II-specific
Source: RefSeq, a predicted model, not a curated record